AAAAAAAUUUAAAUUCAGCAAAAAUAAUUUCAGUUGAGCAGGGCCUAACAUUUGCAAUAUCUGGAUUUAAGAGGUCAGAUCAACCUUUUACACCCAAAUAAAAAUCGACAGUUUUAGCAGUCCUGAAAUUAUCGAGCGAAACCCGAACUUCAUAUGACACAAUACGAAUGAAACCAAACCAAACCCAGUCCAACUAGAUUAUGUUAUGAUAUUGUGCAUUUACUCUCCGGCAACCAUUGACCAUUCAUCCACCAUAUUGCGAUCAUCAAUAUUUCUUUCACCAUUAUAAUUUGCAUUCUUAGUUUCCAUGAUUUGCAUUCCUCCAAAAUGAAGAUUUGAAGUCAAUAGUUUGGUUUGUUGGCGGCAAGAAGUACCAAAUUAUCGAAUUCCAAAGUUUCUUUUUUUAAGGGAAUGGGAGUUCGCCGGUGUCUUGAAGUGUGGAAGCUGGGCACUGUUAAUUACUUGAAUGCACUUAAGCUGCAGGAGAAGUUGGUUUCUGAUAGAAAAGCUCAAAAGAUAACAAAUACUCUUCUUUCAUUGCAACAUCCUCCUACAUAUACACUCGGAAAGCGUAGAACAGAUCAUAAUUUGCUAGUUCCCGAGCCUGAGUUGGUACAUAUGGGAGCUGAGCUACAUUACACUCAAAGGGGAGGGGACAUAACAUUUCAUGGUCCACAUCAAGUCAUAUUAUAUCCGAUCAUAUCUCUUCGUGAUAUUGGAGUUGGUGCUCGGAGUUAUGUGGAAAAACUUGAGCAAACGAUGAUUGAUCUUGCAUCCAUGUAUGGAGUCGAAGCUCACCCUGGACACAAAGGUGAAACUGGGGUUUGGGUCGAAGAUAGAAAGAUUGGUGCAAUUGGUGUUCGUAUUCAAUCUGGGAUUACAUCUCAUGGUUUGGCAUUCAACAUUGAUCCUGAUAUGAACUAUUUCAAACAUAUCGUCCCCUGUGGGAUUUCAGAUAAGGAAGUUACAUCCUUAAAAAGAGAGACAAAUAUGGAACUUCCUGCUGAAGAAGUGAUUCAGGAGCAGUUGAUACAUUGUUUUGCUAGACAAUUUGAUUUUAGUCCAGUUUUGUUAGAUUCUUAGAUAAAAGCAACAUUUAAUGAAUUUUGUAUUUCCCCGUUGAUCUAACUCUUAAAUUUUCCCGUACAUCAUACACCUACAGUUUUCAUUAUCUGAGACAUAGCUCUUUAGCUUUUUGAAAUGGCCAUCCCUACAAAAGUGAUAAAAAGGGGACAAAAACAGGGGAAAAAAAAAGGGAAAUGUCUUAUACUUCCUGAAACUAUGUAUUGUGGUGAUUCAUGGUAAACAUUGUUAGCGGAUCUGGUGACAAUAUCUGGUAUUACAUGGUUCCAGGUUGAUGGAUGGGAUCAGAAGUCUCAAAGUGGAAAGAGGUUUUGUGCAAGUUUACUUCUACUUGGUUGCCUAUGACAGUGUAAAACAUAAUUGUUGCAGUAGUUCAGUAAAUAUUACAGUAGUUAUAUCUAAUGUAAUUAAUGUAAUAGAUCAAAUAAAAUUACUUAAGGAGCUUUCUUGCACCAUUUAAUUUACAUAGAAUUUGGUAUUGCACUAGGACUAGUCAAAGUCAUGCUCAUAAUAAAACAUGUUGGUUUAUAUUAUGGCAACAAAGUAUGGGAGUGAUGAAAAAUAUAUAUUUUUCUCACAUAUAUUAUAA
Messenger RNA from Chenopodium quinoa (quinoa), 1672 nucleotides. RefSeq names its product octanoyltransferase-like. The record is from RefSeq and is a predicted model, not a curated record. Gene Ontology annotation, cellular component: mitochondrion. Gene Ontology annotation, biological process: protein lipoylation. Gene Ontology annotation, molecular function: lipoyl(octanoyl) transferase activity. NCBI's taxonomy places the organism in Eukaryota, Viridiplantae, Streptophyta, Magnoliopsida, Caryophyllales, Amaranthaceae. The coding region runs from base 412 to 1083 and encodes 223 amino acids. The transcript is spliced from 2 exons.